Esox lucius (northern pike) is the source of this 1568-nucleotide messenger RNA. It is a transcript of the gene ptrhd1, whose product is annotated as peptidyl-tRNA hydrolase domain containing 1. Lineage: Eukaryota; Metazoa; Chordata; Actinopteri; Esociformes; Esocidae. The record is from RefSeq and is a predicted model, not a curated record. Bases 725 to 1105 code for a protein of 126 amino acids. Gene Ontology annotation, molecular function: peptidyl-tRNA hydrolase activity. The transcript has 2 exons.
UGUCAGAUCAACUAAUGAAGGACUACUCCCAGUCAUAAAUCUAUUUUUUUUGUUAAGGUGCUGCAUUUUGUGCCACAGAAACAUGUACAUGACAGGUGAAACCACACCAUGGUAGUGAUCAUUUUUGGUUACCUUUUGCGGAGACCAGUCAGUUAACUUAUGAUACAAAGUGUACUCUGCUGGCUUGUGGCUAAAUAGUAACAGGUUUACAAACUGCCAAUGGUCAAAACUUAUAACCGAAAGUUGACAUAUCUGAAGUCAUUAAAUGGCUGGACACUUGUGAAACAAAUAGCAGCUUUAUAUCUAUCCUUGUGUAGUCCUGUAUGACUCCUAAUCUAUUGUGCAUUUCCUAUCUAGUUAAUACAUUUCUCAGAUACCAUUUAUCGACAUGGUCUGUGACAAAAUCUGGUACUAAGGCCAAUUACCUAUAGACUAAUGCACCGAAGAAAUCACAGUAUAACCUGUCUUUGGGCUUACAAUAAAAAUAGGGAUAUAUUUUUAUUGUCAAAAUCUAUGGGCUCCACUUACCUGCUCAUGAGACAGGCAAAUCACUCAAACCACUGUGAUAUUCUGAAAGAUUAUUUGACUUGACCACGUGAGGUGCUGAGUGUUUUGUUAACCACAAGGGGGCAUACAAGUACCUUUCUGGAAGAUAAACAAACCGUAAUUUGCAGAAAACAGCAAUACCCUUUUAGCUGUCUCUGUCCAACAUUGACGACUGAAGAUGGCGGCGUCAGGAAGCACAGCUCCCCGUCGCCUCGUUCAAUAUGUUGUGGUCCGGUCCGACCUGGUCCAUACUUUGUCCUGGCCAUUGGGGGCGGUUAUUACACAAGCCUGCCAUGCUGCUACCGCCGCCAUUCAUUUGAACUACGACGACCCAGACACUCAGGAAUACUUGGCAGAGUUGGACAGCAUGCACAAAGUGGUGCUUCAGGCUCCGGACCAGGCCUCCCUCUCCAGCCUGUCUGAGACACUGAAGGAGAAAGGGGUGGCUCACAAGCUCUGGAUUGAACAGCCAGAGAAUGUCCCCACCUGCCUGGCACUAAAGCCUUACCCAAAAGACUCUGUUCAUCCGUUGCUGCGCAAGUUUAAACUGUUCAAAUGACUCAGAGGGAACCUUUGAUGGAGCGUGUAUGGUGUAUAGAGUCUGGACCACAGCCUCACAACUGUUAACGUUUUAUUUUUAGUUGGACUGUGCAACUUAGUAACACUGAACGGGGAAGAAUUGCUCAUGGCCGUUGUCCAGAUCAACAUGAGUUUUCACCUCUCAGAUACAGCAUGCCUCUGUGUCCUACAGUAACAUGGAUGAACAUUGUGUGGUCCAAUAAAAUGGUCUCAAUUACAUGAAUUUCCUCUAGCUACUGAUGGAUGGAGUCUGUUCAACAAGACAUUCUAGAUGCAACAAAACACAAUCAGCUCAUUUCUCUUGUAUUAUUAACUAGAUCAAAAUACACAAUUCACUCCUAAUUAAAUAUUCUUAAUUACAAUGAACUAGUUAAUUACAAUGUACAAAAAAUGUCAUACUGAAAGAACACAGUUUAGUAAUAAAAAAAGACAGAAUCAACAAA